CAAAAAAUGGAUCUCCUCUUCCCUUUCUAUUUCUUUCCCUAAAAAAUUCCGAAAACCCUAGACAGAGAGAGAGAGAGAGAAAUCGAAUUGACCAGAAACAAAAUCCUCAAAUCUCUCUAAUUCGAUCGAGAUCGCAACAUUAUCCUUUUUGUUGCGAUUCCAUAAACAAUGAUUUCGAAUCCAAGUCUAUUAUCCUACACUUGCAUCGCGAAAGGAACCAUCGUCCUCGCCGAGUUCGCAUCAAAGGAAAACCCAGGAAUCGAAGAAGUAGCUUUACGAUGCAUCGAGAACACGCCUCCACACCAUUCAAUCUUCUCCCACACAGUUCACAAGAAGACGUACACAUUCUCAAUCGAUGGUGACUCCUUCGUCUACUUCGCGAUCCUCAACGAAGCUAUGGAGAAACACGAAUCCUUCUGGGUAUUGAACCGGUUGAGAUCAACCGUUGAAGAUCUCGUCAGAGGAGGAGAGACGUUGAUCAAUCCUUCUCGUCUUUGUUUACAAUCAAAGAUGGAUCCAGUUUUCGCGGAGAUCGUUGGUGGUGUUGAUUUGGAGUUGGACAUGGAUUUGGUUGGAUCUCCGAGGAGCGUGGCGAGGGAGAGUCGUAACCCUAGUAUUGAUUCGUCUAAAGGGAGAAGAGCUUCGUUGAUGCCUCUUCUGGGGAAGCAAUUGAAAGCGUUGAAGAAGAAGAAUAAGAGAUUGCAUUCGGAAGAUGAUUCUUCUAGUGACGUUGCGACGACGAUGAAGGAGACGGAGGAGAAGAAGAAGGUUGAUUUAUGUGGGAACGGGAACGGUGGAGUGUUGCGCAAGGAACUGAGAAAUGGUUUGUUGACAGAUCAUCAUCAUCACAGGCAAAAGGCGAAACAGAUGUGGAAGAAGCAUGUGUGGGUUGUGUUGAUGUUUGAUUUCUGCAUCUGUGCUGUUCUCUUCGGAAUCUGGCUUUGGGUUUGUCAAGGGUUUCAAUGCGUCAAUGGUUCAAGAAAUUAAUCAUCAUCAGCAGCUGUCUCUGUGUACAUCUUCAUAUUCAAGUUUGAUCAUUACAUCACAGUUCAUUCUUUUUUUUUUCUCCUAAGCGUAAGUGCAUCUGAAAUUCUGGAUAAAGUCUAAUCCUUUUUUUACGCUCUCCUUGUCAUUUUUUUUUGUGUUUUUGAAGAUCACAAGAAAGUGUUGUUUCCAGGAUGAAACUAGGUGGGUUGAAUCCUGGCUUUACAUGUUAGUGAUAUGUUCAUUGUACUUUGGAAGUUUUAUCAUUCACAAGCAACAUGUGUGUUGGUAUUGUAUCUCGUUUUUCUUUUGCUGUGUAAUCCACUAACUAUGUGCUGUGAUUAAACGUGGGUAGCAUAAUAAUGGAGGACAAAGAAAGAUGGUUUCAGAU
Messenger RNA from Eruca vesicaria subsp. sativa (arugula), 1375 nucleotides. Lineage: Eukaryota; Viridiplantae; Streptophyta; Magnoliopsida; Brassicales; Brassicaceae. The record is from the annotation of a GenBank genome assembly.